CGGGAACCCUGGUAAAAAAAAGAAGAAGCAAAAGAAGCAAUGGCUGAAGCGGUUUCACCGAUAACUCGACAAGUAACUAAAGAAACCCAAGAAUCCGGGACCCCAUCGGUCGAGUAUGGUCUUGAAGACGUCGAAGACUGUUUGGUUUACGACCGCCGCGGAGUCCCUGUUCCUUUCAAGAACUUAUAUCAAGACAGGAAAACGGUCAUAAUUUUCGUGCGGAACUUCCUGUGCUACAGCUGUAAAGAAUAUGUGGAGGAUUUGAGCAAAAUCCCCAAAGAAGCACUGGAGGAUGCUGACAUCCGACUGGUUGUGAUCGGUCAGUCGGCUCAUCGUCACAUUGAGCCAUUCUGCUCGCUGACGGCGUAUCCUCAUGAAAUAUACGUGGACCCCGAGAGGUGCAUCUAUCAAAAGCUUGGAAUGAAGAGAGAGGAGAAAUAUACAGAGUCAGGCCACCGAAGCCCCCAUGUGAAGUCUGGUAUCUUCAUGGGACAACUGAAGAGCAUAUGGAGGGCGAUGACUAGCCCUGCAUUUGACUUCCAGGGGGACAUGCAUCAACAAGGUGGAGCAGUCAUUGCAGGACCCGGCCCCCGGGUUCAUUUUUCCCCUUUUGACAUGAACCACCUGGACCACAUGCCCAUCGAAUGGCUCCUGCAGCUCGCCGGAGUUCAUCAGACUCUGGACUUUGGCAGUGAGCCGAAGAUCGUUCAUGUGUAGCGAGCUGGACUGCAGGAAAGGGCCUCGUCCCACGUCGCUGUCGUUAUUGGCGCGCAUGCAGGGCUCGUGCACGUCAGUUGCUUGUUCAGUUUACAGAAAGAGUUUGGGCAACGUCAUUCUCUGUAACAGAUGUUAGUGUCUGGACAUUUCAGGGCCCGUUGUUUAUCGUGCCUGCUGGCCUUCUGAAACAGUGGGAAAGUGUAUUCCUUUACUUUAUUAGUUUACAAAAACCAUCAUAACUCAAUGUCUCUUUAUAAACUCUAUCUUUUAAACAUAGUUUUGAAGCCAGUAAAUUAACUGAGCAAACAUGUUGUGGCGGUGAAAAAUGUGAGGUUUGGUGGAGAAAAAAAAACACUUUGAAGUUUCCCUUGGUCGUGCCUGUGUUGAAUGAUGUAUGGUUAAGUGUGUAAAGGGGAAAUAAAUGAAUUGGUCUAUUGUUUAA
Molecule: messenger RNA, 1159 nt
Organism: Pungitius pungitius (ninespine stickleback)
Lineage: Eukaryota; Metazoa; Chordata; Actinopteri; Perciformes; Gasterosteidae
Gene: prxl2c
Product: peroxiredoxin like 2C
Exons: 6
Coding region: 40-717 (225 amino acids)
Source: RefSeq, a predicted model, not a curated record